Messenger RNA from Etheostoma spectabile (orangethroat darter), 1955 nucleotides. It is a transcript of the gene actr1b, whose product is annotated as actin related protein 1B. NCBI's taxonomy places the organism in Eukaryota, Metazoa, Chordata, Actinopteri, Perciformes, Percidae. The record is from RefSeq and is a predicted model, not a curated record. Bases 190 to 1320 code for a protein of 376 amino acids. The transcript is spliced from 11 exons.
CGGCGCUGUUGUUGUGGCGGACCGACGGAGGCGGGACCAACCGAUCAGCGGCAGCAGCACCGAGAGCAGCGGCGUUGACACGGCACAGUGCGGAUUGACUGCGCGUUAUCUUUUACAUGAUUAAAACACCGCGCGGGGAGGAACACGCACACGGAUCGAUAGAAACAUAGCUUCGGUAUCUAGUCCGUCAUGGAGUCCUAUGACAUUUUAGCUAACCAGCCCGUUGUGAUUGAUAAUGGCUCGGGGGUUAUCAAAGCUGGUUUUGCCGGUGACCAGAUCCCCAAAUACUGUUUCCCUAACUAUGUGGGGCGUCCCAAGCAUGUGCGCGUGAUGGCCGGAGCCCUGGAGGGGGACCUCUUCAUCGGACCCAAGGCAGAGGAGCACCGGGGCCUGUUGUCGGUGCGGUACCCGAUGGAGCACGGCAUCGUGAAGGACUGGAACGACAUGGAGAGGAUCUGGCAGUACGUGUACUCCAAGGAGCAGCUGCAGACCUUCUCCGAGGAGCAUCCUGUGCUGCUGACUGAAGCUCCUCUCAACCCCAGCAAGAACCGGGAGAAGGCCGCCGAGGUCUUCUUUGAGACCUUCAACGUUCCUGCCCUCUUCAUCUCCAUGCAGGCCGUCCUCAGCUUGUACGCCACGGGCCGGACCACCGGUGUGGUGUUGGACUCGGGCGACGGCGUGACCCACGUGGUGCCCAUCUACGAGGGCUUCGCCAUCCCGCACUCCAUCAUGCGCGUGGACAUCGCCGGGCGGGACGUGUCGCGGUACCUGCGCCUGCUGCUGCGCAAGGAAGGCUACAACUUCAACACCUCGGCCGAGUUCGAGGUCGUCCGCACCGUCAAAGAGAGAGCUUGUUAUCUGUCUCUCAACCCACAAAAAGACGAGACUUUAGAAACAGAGAAGGCGCAGUACGUUCUCCCGGAUGGAAGCACUUUAAAUAUCGGGCCGGCCAGGUUCCGGGCUCCAGAGCUGCUGUUCAGACCAGACCUGAUCGGGGACGAGAGCUCGGGGAUCCACGAGGUCCUGGCCUACGCCAUCCAGAAGUCCGACAUGGACCUCCGGCGCACGCUCUACUCCACCAUCGUGUUGUGUGGCGGCUCCACCCUCAUCAAAGGUUUUGGGGAACGACUACUAACUGAAGUCAAGAAGCUCGCACCCAAAGACGUGAAGAUCAAGAUCUCGGCUCCCCAGGAGAGGCUGUACUCCACAUGGAUCGGCGGCUCCAUCCUGGCAUCGCUGGACACCUUCAAGAAGAUGUGGGUGUCGAAGCGAGAAUACGAAGAAGACAGAGCACGCGCCAUCCACAGGAAGACCUUCUAGUGGGGGGGGGCACCCCCUCCCGCCCUGCAAACCCCCCCCCCUCCCCAGGAACUGCCCUCAAAUCCUCCCCCAUCACACUGUCGGAGACGCCUACACCCCGUCCCCUCCCGGGUACCUUGGUGUAACCACCCCCUAUCACCACCCUUUCGGCCUCCUGCUUACAACCCCCAGCCCCCCCCCCAUCCACACAGAGAAACCACAUGUUUACAUGUGCUAGUUUCUGUAUUUACCUCCUUUUUCAUCCGCCUCCUAGCCCCCCCCCGCCCCCCUUCUUUUUUUCCCAUUGUAGGGCGACGAUGACGGCGACCCUCUGCGCUCCAAACAACCCCAUAAUCCCCCCCGGGGGGGCGUCGGGGUGUCUGAGGGGGUGUGCACUGUGGACUCUGUACCUACAGGUCGUGCUGUGUGAUUAAUAAGCGAGUCCAUGUUGAAGUAUUGGCGUCGCUCUCUCGUCUCCAGGAGAAAAACCACACGUCAACAAACCUGAACGGGGUUUUUGUUGUUUUUGCUACUGUUGAAAUUGUCCAUUCCAAGACCGAAGAUUUGGGGUUUUAUUUCAUGUCUGUUUUUUGGCGACUGUCUUCUCCGUUUCCUGACACGCAUCGGCUCGUCCAGAGACCGGGGGGGGGGGGGGG